AUGGGGAGCAGCGGGGGCAGCAGCGACUACUUCCUGCGCCAGCUGAGCUCCAGCGACGGCGGCAGCGCACCGGCGCCGGCGCCGCGCCAGCCGGAGGAAUGGGAGUGCGGCGCCGGCACCGGCAGGCGCGGGUCGAGGAGGUGGUCGAGGAAGAAGGCGCGGGCGAGAGGCCACCGGCGCGGCGGCGGCGGCGGGUUCUGCGGCGCCCCGGAAGAGGCCGCGGCGGCGGGGAGGAAGCGGGUGAUGGUGGUGGUGGACCAGAGCUCCGGGGCCAAGCACGCCAUGAUGUGGGCGCUCACCCACGUCGCCAACCGGGGGGACUUCCUCACGCUGCUCCACGUCCUGCCGCGCGGCAGCGGCGCCCGCGGCGAGGAGGCCUCCGCGCUCGCCAACUCCCUCGGCUCCCUCUGCAAGGCCUGCAAGCCCGAGGUGGAGGUGGAGGCGCUUGUGAUCCAAGGGCCCAUGCUGGCCACCGUCCUCAGCCAAGUGAAGAAGCUGGAGGCGUCCGUGCUCGUGCUCAGCCAAAGCAAGCCGUCCCCUUUCUGCUGCUUCAUGCGGAGCCGCGGCGAGGUGCUGGUGGAGGAGUGCAUCAGCAGGGCGGAGUGCCUGACGCUGGCGGUGCGGCGGCAGAGCAAGGGCGUCGGCGGCUACCUCGUCAGCACCCGGUGGCAGAAGAACUUCUGGCUCCUGCAAUAA
Triticum turgidum subsp. durum (durum wheat) is the source of this 696-nucleotide messenger RNA. NCBI's taxonomy places the organism in Eukaryota, Viridiplantae, Streptophyta, Magnoliopsida, Poales, Poaceae. The record is from the annotation of a GenBank genome assembly.